This is a messenger RNA of Thrips palmi, 1631 nucleotides long. RefSeq lists its product as uncharacterized. Bases 44 to 1087 code for a protein of 347 amino acids. NCBI's taxonomy places the organism in Eukaryota, Metazoa, Arthropoda, Insecta, Thysanoptera, Thripidae. The record is from RefSeq and is a predicted model, not a curated record. The transcript is spliced from 5 exons.
CCUGGUGGCGGGGCCGGCCGCCGCCGCGACGCUGCAGGAGGUGAUGCUGGGCAGCGAGGAGGAGGGCGUCUGCCCCUCGGCCUCCAACCUCACCGUGCUGCUGCGCGGCGUGCGCCACCUGCGCAACCUCGGCGGCGCCUGCCCCUGGGUCACCAAGGCACUAGUCAUGCUCAACAAGUCCCUCCCGAAGCACCCGCCCCUGGCCCUCGAGAACUUCGUGUCGCAGCCCGACAUCAAGGACAAGGAGGCGGCCGUGGUGGCCAAGCUGUGCCCCAACCUCAAGAAGAUCCACCUGGAGAGGCCCGAGGAGAACUGCCAAGCCUUCGUCCCCGACGCAUUGGGCGCGCUGCUGCGCCUGUCGGACCUGAAGCACGUGGAGUCGCUGUGCGUGCUGUCGCUGGACAUCAUCGAGUCCAUGUGCUGCGUGCGGCAGCUGCUGGCGGCGGGGUCGCACCUCACCGAGCUCACCCUGAUGAACGUGGUGCGAGGCCCCGUGGAGCUGCCCUACCUCGCCCACUUCUGCCCGCACCUGCGCAAGCUCUGCCUGCGCGGCUUCAACCUGCGGAAGCUGGCCGAGGGCAGGGACGAGUACGGGACCCGCAAACUCAGGUGGGACGAUGGUGCUGACAAGGACGAUGCCCAGGGCGACAUGCGAGACAAGUCCAAGAAGCGCUUCCUGUGGCCCAGCCUCCAGACCCUGGAGCUGUCGCCCCUCCUGGGCGGCGCCGUGGACAGGGAGUCGCUGCUGGAGAUCGUGCGCGGCGCGCCCAACCUCAGGACGCUGGACGUGGGCACCUCGGCGUCGCAGUUGUCGGACGAGGACGUGCCGGCGCUGAGCCCCGCGGGCAACAAGUUGGUGUCGCUGACGCUGCGCCGCAACGCCAACAUGGGGGAGCCGCUGCGCCUCACGGGGCGCGCCGUGCUCGGCCUGCUGGAGCGCUGCAGCCACCUGACGACCCUGGGCCUGCUCAACGACUGGAGCGUCUCCGAGGCGGAGCAGGCGGAGCUGCGACGCCACUGCACUGCCAACAACCUGCGCGUCUCCCUGCUCGCCUCGCGCUGCGGCUGCUCGUGCGCCAACUGCUGAAGUCCUGUGUACUUGCGGUGCGCGGACUUCUGAUAUCCUGUGAACUUGUCGUACGCUGUCGUCCGUGCUGACGAAGUGAUGUGGUAUUUGCCCCUCAAAGUGGCCUGGAAAACGUUUCUCGUCCACUGAGUUGCGCUCGGUUCCUCUCUGGGAAUCGGCACUUUGACUGUUCACUGAUCUUAAAUUUCACGUACCAUGUCCUGCGGACCCUUAAAAUUACUAAUUAUUUUAACUACAUGGGACCUGUUUGUGUACCACAUUCCUGACGCAAUGUAAUCUAUGUUUCCCUACCAUCCUUUCACCUACUCGUCUGACGAUGUUGAUUCCUGGCUACAUUGCCGUCAUUAAUCUCAGUGAUUUCAACAAUUUUGUUAAAGUGAUAUCAAUUGGCGCGAACCGAAGUGUGGAGGAUCAGUGUUCUGCUGAAGCUAUGAUCUGUUUUUGAUGUGGUGCAGUGUUGAAUGUAGCCAAAACUUAAAGCUCAGCUUCGGGGUGCCAAACUUAAAAAAUAAGACUUGCAUUUGAAUUAAAUUUUAAAAUGUUC